UCAAUUUCAAUUUCAACACAGGAGAAGGAGUAGUAACUUAUUUUGCCACCGCUAAUUAUUGUCUUCCUUUUACUUGACAGUUUGAAACUCCGGCGAGUGCCACAGUGGCGUGUGAUACUCCCACCAAAACCAAACACCACAUCAGAACGAACUGAAUUACUCACCAUUAUUACUUUAUCUACACACCUACCUACCUACCUACCUACCGACUCUAAGUAAGGUAGCAGUAGUAACGGUUUCAUCCAUUUCCAUUCACUCUCGAUCGACUAAAUUUCGAUGGCACACCACACCACAAGCACCACCACUCUUCGCAUUUUCUGCGUCGGAACCCUAGACACCAAGCUCAACGAACUCCGUUUCCUCUCCGAUUCACUUCGCUCCAAUCUCCACCGCUUCUCCAAUCACACUUCCCCCAAACUAGACAUCAUCGUCGUUGAUGUUUCCACCGGUCCAAACGAACCAAAACCACUACCAGAUUUCACAUUCGUUUCAAGAAACGAUGUUAUCUCAUCCUAUGAAUCCACGCUUCUUCCACAAGAUAGAGGAAAAGCCGUUUCCGUUAUGAGCCAAGCGCUUAAACAAUUCUUGCAGAAAUCUAACUCCGAUGGGAGUGUUGCCGGCGUAAUCGGCGUUGGCGGUAGUGGAGGUACAUCGCUUUUGUCAUCUCCGUUCACGUCUCUUCCGAUCGGGAUUCCUAAGCUCAUUGUGUCAACUGUCGCCAGUGGCCAAACGGAACCUUACAUUGGAACUUCUGAUUUGGUGUUGUUUCCGUCUAUCGUUGAUGUUGCCGGCAUUAAUAGCGUUAGUAGGGUGGUAUUUUCCAAUGCUGCUGCUGCUUUCUCCGGAAUGGUUGUUGGAAGGAUUCAGAGUUUGAGUGAUUCUUCUAAAGUUGUCGAUAAGACUACUGUUGGUAUAACUAUGUUUGGGGUUACUACUCCUUGUGUUGAUGCUCUUAGAGAUAGGUUGCAUCAAGAGGGUUACGAAAGUUUGGUUUUUCAUGCAACUGGGGUUGGUGGUAGAGCUAUGGAGAAUUUGAUUAGAGAGGGAUUUAUACAGGGAGUUUUGGACAUUACAACAACAGAGGUAGCAGACUAUAUAGUUGGAGGCGUAAUGGCUUGCGACAGUUCUCGCUUUGAUGUCAUAAUAGAGAAGAAAAUCCCCCUGGUCCUUAGUGUGGGAGCAUUAGAUAUGGUGAACUUUGGAGCAAAAGAUACCAUACCGCAGAAUUUUCAGCAGAGGAAUAUAUAUGAACACAAUAAGCAGGUUUCACUUAUGCGAACAACAGUGGAUGAGAACAGAAAAAUUGCUGAUUUCAUAGCAAAUAAACUGAACAGGUCAUCGUCUAAGAUUUGUGUUUGCCUUCCAGAAAAGGGUAUAUCUGCUUUAGAUGCACUGGGUAAGCCUUUUUAUGAUCCCGAGGCAACUGGUACACUUCUUCAUGAAUUACAGAGGCUUAUCAAGACUGAUGAUAUUCGAAAGGUGAAGGUGUAUCCCCAUCAUAUUAAUGACCUUGAAUUUGCAAAUGCACUAGUUGAUGCAUUUUUAGAAGUUAAUGAGAAAACUGGUCAAGAUUCUACUCAUCCACCAGUAGUCAUUCCUGAAUCUGUUGAACACUUCCGUGAGGAUUCUGUUUCAAAUAAAUCAAGCUUCGGGACCAUUAUCUAUGCACCUAGUGAAUUCCCAGAUGCAAAACCAGAAACUUUGGAGAAAACACAGCUAAUAUUACAGCAAUUUAAAUAUCAAAUAGAUAAAGGAAUUCCUAUAAUAGGAGCUGGUGCUGGGACUGGGAUAUCUGCCAAGUUUGAAGAAGCUGGAGGAGUUGAUUUAAUAAUAUUGUACAACUCAGGGCGCUUCCGGAUGGCUGGGAGAGGUUCAUUAGCAGGGUUGUUACCAUUUGCUGAUGCUAAUGCUGUUGUCCUUGACAUGGCCAAUGAAGUUUUGCCAGUGGUAAAGAAGGUGCCUGUUCUUGCCGGUGUAUGUGCAACUGAUCCCUUCCGACAAAUGGAUCACUUCCUUAAACAGGUGGAGUCUACUGGAUUCUCUGGGGUACAAAAUUUUCCAACUGUUGGGUUGUAUGAUGGUAAUUUUAGGCAAAAUCUUGAAGAAACAGGAAUGGGUUACAGCUUGGAAGUUGAGAUGAUCGAAAAAGCUCAUAAAAUGGGUCUCUUGACAACUCCGUAUGCAUUCAAUCAACACGAAGCUAUUGAAAUGGCUAAAGUUGGCGCCGAUAUUAUUGUAGCCCACAUGGGUCUAACCACAACAGGCUCCAUAGGUGCAAAAACAGCUGUUUCACUUGACGAAAGUGUAGUUCUUGUACAAGCUAUUGCAGAUGCAGCACAUAGGAUCAAUCCUAAUACUAUUGUGCUGUGCCAUGGAGGCCCGAUUUCUGGUCCACAAGAAGCAGAAUUUAUAUUGAAGAGAACCAAAGGAGUCCAUGGUUUUUAUGGGGCAUCAAGCAUGGAAAGACUACCAGUGGAACAGGCUAUCACAAGUACAGUCAAACAAUACAAGUCAAUUUCACUUCAUUGAGGUUCAAUAUGUAUGUGUGUAUGUACUUUAAUCAUGUCAGUGUUCUGUACACUACAUUGCUAAUAAUGGCUGCUUGUCACUGUUUGAUAUCUAGUAUUAAAUGAUACAAAUUUUGGAAAUAAUGAAGCAAAUGUAAGGGUGCAGUUUAAAGAAUAAAGUGCAAGUGAUGGGUUAUGUAACAGAUUGUAGUUUGUCAUCUAUGCCUAACACAGUUAUCAACAAUGCUUUUUGCUGUUGAUAGUGUACCUUGAACUUCAAA
Messenger RNA from Trifolium pratense (red clover), 2788 nucleotides. RefSeq names its product toMV susceptible protein tm-1(GCR26). The coding region runs from base 277 to 2529 and encodes 750 amino acids. Gene Ontology annotation, molecular function: catalytic activity. The transcript is spliced from 8 exons. The record is from RefSeq and is a predicted model, not a curated record. NCBI's taxonomy places the organism in Eukaryota, Viridiplantae, Streptophyta, Magnoliopsida, Fabales, Fabaceae.